Messenger RNA from Indicator indicator, 880 nucleotides. RefSeq names its product dicarbonyl and L-xylulose reductase (gene DCXR). Lineage: Eukaryota; Metazoa; Chordata; Aves; Piciformes; Indicatoridae. The coding region runs from base 19 to 759 and encodes 246 amino acids. The record is from RefSeq and is a predicted model, not a curated record. The transcript has 8 exons. Gene Ontology annotation, biological process: xylulose metabolic process; glucose metabolic process. Gene Ontology annotation, molecular function: carbonyl reductase (NADPH) activity; L-xylulose reductase (NADPH) activity.
CCGCAGUUCGCCCGCAGCAUGGAACCGUAUCUCAGCUUCCGCGGCCGCCGGGCCCUGGUGACUGGAGCUGGCAAAGGGAUCGGGCGCGCCGUGGCCGUGGCGCUGAGCAAGGCCGGGGCUCGCGUGACCGCCCUGAGCCGUACCGCCGCGGACCUGGAGAGCCUCGAGCGAGAGUGCCCCGGGAUCAAGUCCCUGUGCCUGGACCUGGCCGACUGGGACGCCACGGAGGCGGCGGUGAGCGCGGCGGGGCCCUUCGAGCUGCUGGUGAACAACGCGGGAGUGGCGAUGCUGCAGCCCUUCCUGGAAGUGACAAGGGACGCCCUGCAGCGGUCUUUUGAUGUGAAUCUUCACGCUGUGCUUCAUGUUUCCCAGAUAGUUGCUCGACAGAUGAUUGCACAGGGGGUGCCAGGUGCUAUUGUGAACGUCUCCAGCCAGGCGUCCCAGCGCGCUGUACGGGACCACGCUGUUUACUGUUCCACAAAAAGUGCUUUGGAUAUGCUGAGCCAGGUAAUGGCAAUGGAACUGGGACCCCACAAGAUUAGGGUGAACACUGUGAACCCCACAGUGGUUAUGACUGACAUGGGGAGAGCUAACUGGAGUGAUCCUCAGAAAUCUGCUGCCAUGAUUAGUCGGAUUCCACUAGGAAAGUUUGCAGAGGUGGAUGAUGUGGUGAACAGCAUUCUCUUCCUGCUGAGUGACAAGAGUGCUAUGACAACUGGCACCUCGCUGAUGGUGGAUGGGGGAUUUCUUGUCUCCUAAGACGGCACCUGAAUUGCACAUCUCAUACUGGUACUGCAUAGAUAGAACCUGGAUAGAAAACAGUGAAACAGAGCAAGCCUUGCUGGAGAAGAAGGGCAGCAGGGCUGGAAUCUGUAUGAGA